CAGGUUAUCAUGGGAGCUGGUUAUCAUGGCAACUGGGUAUCCCAGUAACAGGUUAUCAUGGGAGCUGGUUAUCAUGGCAACUGGGUAUCCCAGUAACAGGUUAUCAUGGGAGCUGGUUAUCAUGGCAACUGGGUAUCACAGUAACAGGUUAUCAUGGGAGCUGGUUAUCAUGGCAACUGGGUCUCACAGUAACAGGUUAUCAUGGGAGCUGGUUAUCAUGGCAACUGGGUAUCCCAGUAACAGGUUAUCAUGGGAGCUGGUUAUCAUGGCAACUGGGUAUCCCAGUAACAGGUUACCAUGGGAGCUGGUUAUCAUGGCAACUGGGUAUCCCAGUAACAGGUUAUCAUGGGAGCUGGUUAUCAUGGCAAAUGGGUAUCCCAGUAACAGGUUAUCAUGGGAGCUGGUUAUCAUGGCAAAUGGGUAUCCCAGUAACAGAUUAUCAUGGGAGCUGGUUAUCAUGGCAAAUGGGUAUCCCAGUAACAGGUUAUCAUGGGAGCUGGUUAACAUGGCAACUGAUCAUCAUGGUAGCUGGUUUUCAUUCCAAUUGGUUAUCAUGGGAACUGGUUGUCAUUCCAACUGGUUGUCAUUCCAACUGAUUCUCAUGGCUAUAGAUUUUCAUGCUAACAAGUAGUGAAUAUUGGGAAAAGAUGAGCUUGGCCUAUGACCAUGGUGGUAAUAUCUAUAGGCUCUAUCAUUUCUUGAAACAAGUAGUUGCUGUUUUCAAAAGCAUUAGAUUAGUUGAGAGGGAUUUGAGUAAAGCAGAACUGGGCUUGAUAUUGAGUUGUCAAAAAGCUGGCACUUACCAUAGUGCAACUGUACAAUGAAAGGAUGGUUUAUAUCUGCCAGGAUAUCCCUUUCCAUCUUUGUUCGUACUCUGUCUCUCACU
This is a messenger RNA of Owenia fusiformis, 886 nucleotides long. The record is from the annotation of a GenBank genome assembly. Lineage: Eukaryota; Metazoa; Annelida; Polychaeta; Sabellida; Oweniidae.